Messenger RNA from Argiope bruennichi, 3058 nucleotides. Its product is annotated as P-selectin-like. Gene Ontology annotation, molecular function: serine-type endopeptidase activity. The record is from RefSeq and is a predicted model, not a curated record. NCBI's taxonomy places the organism in Eukaryota, Metazoa, Arthropoda, Arachnida, Araneae, Araneidae. Gene Ontology annotation, biological process: proteolysis; regulation of dendrite development. Bases 183 to 2954 code for a protein of 923 amino acids. The transcript has 15 exons.
AUGCCAUUCCGGCAGUGACGCACGGAAAGCAAAAGAUAUCAUCCUGAAGGAAGGAUUUCAAACAAUAGUUCUUCCUUGUUCAGAAUUUGAUGGAAUCUGUUAUUGGUGAUCGAAAAGAAAGCCAAAGGUAGCUUUCCGACGAAUGAUUUAAUAAAUAUCACUUGGCCAACGACAUUAGAAAAAUGUUAAUUGCAGGGAUUCGUUUUGAUCUCGUUCUGGUUUCCAUUUUGGUGGGAAAUGUUUAUUCUUCCUGUUUAUUCUAUAAGACAUGCCCUUGCGGCACCACCGGCAAGAACUAUACGCGUUGCAAUAAAGCUGUGAUUCCGCAAUAUUCAUGUGAAAGAUGGGCCAACUGCCAAACAUGUAAAGAUAACUACGAGUUCUGUUUGACAUGCCCACCCGGUCAUUUUGGACCUACCUGCAGAGACGGUCCUUGUCCACUCUUAAAACGACCUAAAUAUGGAUCUAUUAAGUGCGUAUUUAUUGGCACUUUUAGAUCUUCUUGCACAGCCCGUUGCAUGGCAGGUUAUCAAUUUGAAAAUGAACCGACUACUGAAGAAAUUACCUUGAAAUGUCAUCAAAAUUCCUGGACUCCCCGCCAGGAAUUCCCAGAAUGUAAAUCCGCUGGAAGACAAUGCACUUUGAAAAUAACCGGAAAUAGUUCUUACAAUUGUACAACUGACAUGGAACGAACAUAUUGUGAUAUAACCUGUAACGACAAGUUCCACGGAAGGUACUACUGUUUGCCAGGGAGAGGUUGGAAUUCGACACUUCCCGUUUGUGCAGCUCCAAGAGAUCCAAAUUUGCUUCCAGUGAAAAAGGAAAAGGCUAUUUGUCCUGAUCCUGGCACACCCAAGGAUGGAGGCAGGGUAGAUCUCAAGGGAAACCCCAUUCCUACACAACACAUUUUCAAAGAAGGGGAUGUAAUUCUUUACUUCUGCAAUGAGAAGAACACAGAUUUCCAACCAAGCACGUAUCUUACCUGCAGAUCGGAUACUACUUGGGAUGGAAUACUUCCUCAGUGUGGGCCCUCUCAUAAAAAAGAAGCCGCCGUCCAGACGGAGUCGUCUUGUAAACAUCCGGGAGUGGUCGAAAAUGGAAUAAUUGAAGAUUUUGCAUCCGAAACUGAACAAUUUUCGGAAGGCACGGAAUUAAGGUUCUUAUGUAGGGAAGGUUAUGAAAUACAAGGUCCGAAUGUCAUUUAUUGUCUUCGCAAUUUUUCAUGGUCAGAGGCCCCACCAAUCUGCAAACAAAUUGAUGCAAUCGCAGCAUCGAUAUCUCCUGAAAACCUAUCUUGUAAACAUCCCGGUAUUGUAAAAAAUGGCUUUAUUGUGGAAGAUGUAUCAGAAAUGCAAAGCUUUCCCGUAGGGAGUGUUUUGAGAUUCCAAUGCAAAGAAGGAUACGAAAUGGUAGGAGUUGAUGUUAUUCAUUGCCUUCAUAGUGUUGAUCAAAGAGGUUAUUGGUCAGAUCUACUACCAUUCUGUAGAUAUAUUCCUACAACGACAACGAUGAAAACCGCUGCAAAAUUUUCUUGCACACAUCCUGGAAUAGUCGAAAAUGGUUUUACUGAAGAUUAUCCUCUAGGAACACAAAGUUUUCCUGUAGGUACAGCUCUGAAAUUUCAGUGUAGAGAAGGCUAUGAAAUAGAAGGCCCAAAACAUCUGUAUUGUAUACGCAAUGGGGAGUGGUCAGAGAGUCCACCACGUUGCAAAGUUAUGCCAACAACACCAGCCCCAGAAGUGACUUGUGAGCAUCCUGGAAUGGUAAAAAACGGCAGGUUUGAAGGGGAUACAUCCAUGACUAAUUUUCCCGUGGGUACACCUCUGACAAUCAAUUGUACAGCAGGAACUCAGAGAGAAGGGCCAAAGACUAUCUACUGUUUAUACACUGGAAAGUGGUCAGAAGCACCACCUACCUGUAAAUUUAUUCGAGUACCAACAAGACAAGUACCUCAGAGGGCAUCGCAAGUACUAUGCAAGCAUCCUGGAGCAAUAGAGAAUGGUGUAAAUAAAUAUAGUGCAGAAGUAUACAUGGUGGGUAGUGAAAUAAAAUUCGAAUGCAAAGAAGGCUAUACGAUAGAAGGGUCAGACACUCUUUACUGCCAGGACAAUGGCCAAUGGACAUCAGCCCCUCCAAUAUGCAUACCACAAGAAAAAAUACCAGAUUGUGGGAGAGUUUUUCAGGAAGUUUAUGCAAUGACUGGAAAAUACACACGUAGUGACUGGCCCUGGACAGUAGGUAUUAGUACAGUAGACGUAGAUGAUGUUGAGAAAAUGUUUUGCGGUGGAGCGCUUUUAAAUAGUAAAACAGUUCUUACGGCAGCCCACUGUGUUACAAGUGCUCAAAAUAUAAAGCUGCAUUUUGGUCAUCAUCAGCAAGUCGGUCCUGGUGCUCCAGUGUCAGAACAAGUUAGAAAUGUUUCCCGAAGAAUCAUACAUCCAGAAUAUGAUGAUGAAACACACGCUAAUGAUAUAGCUCUGAUGAAGUUUGAUCAUCAUAUAUAUUAUGAUCCUAGAACUCAACCAAUUUGCUUACCGACGCCCAUUCUUAAUUCAUCUGGUAAAAGUGUACUUCCAGGAACAAUAGCCAUUGCAACAGGGUAUGGACUGGAAUUUGCCGCAAACCAUCCUUCAGUAGCGAAGUUCAAGAUGCUGGAGCUUUUAGUACAAUCUGAGAAAAAGUGCGGAAACAUCUGCCGCGACCAAGGUUUGGUCUCUUGUAGUCCAAGUACAUUUUGUGCAAGCUCCAUGAAGGAUAUCCUGGAAUGUAUAUAUGGUGGAAGCCCUCUGGUCGUCUAUCAUCCAGAAAAAAGUCGUUAUACUUUAGAAGGACUAGUAACUCGCGCGCAGUCUGCUCGAAACCAAUGGAACGGUAGGUGCAAACGAGCAGAAAGAUAUACAACAUUUACAAAUGUUACCACUUUUAUGCCAUUUAUUUUGGAAAACUUGAAUUGAAAGAUUGGUCAGAUAUAUAAAUACUGAUGUACAUAUUAUUUGACACAAUCUAAACUGUAUUACGAUUUAUGUCUCAAAUGAAAUAAAACUCAAAUUAAGAAGCA